Molecule: messenger RNA, 894 nt
Organism: Durusdinium trenchii
Lineage: Eukaryota; Dinophyceae; Suessiales; Symbiodiniaceae
Source: the annotation of a GenBank genome assembly
AUGGAGUAUUUGGUGCGAAUGUCCUAUUGUGAGUUAUACAUGGAGCGUGUCAAUGACUUGCUGAGAAAGAUUGGCCCGCAAAGCCAGAACCUAGUGGUAAAAGAGGAUCCGGAAGGUCGUGGUUUCUAUGCAGAUGGUCUGAAAGAGAAGAUCGUGUCUUCCGCUGAAGAGGUCAUUGAAAAGCUUGCUGCGAGAGCUCCAGAGGAUGGCGAGCACAUCCCGUUUCGAGAUUCCAAGCUUACCCGCUUGCUUUCGGUCCACCUCAAUGGAAACUCUCAGACUGGCUUGUUGGUGACAUUGACCCCAUCAGAAGAUGCCGUUGAGCAAAGCCUCACAACUCUACGCUUCGCGCAAAAGGCUGCCGAAGUCCGCUGCGUGGCAAAGCCUGUCCUCAUCAGCAAGGAGCAAUCCCUAAUCGUGAAGCAGAGGGAGAUCAUCAGCCAAUUGCACAACCAGGUGCGAAGUUUGCAGGAAGAAGUGCAGAGGUCCACGAUGCAACGUACGAAUGAGGCGUUGGUGCUCAGCUCAUCCAAGCAUGGUCAAAGCUUCAUUUCCAAGAGCCGAGAGGCAGACAUGACGGUCAAGCGACUGUUGCAGGUCGACACCGUGGUCACUGCCCUGCACCGGAACAUGGACGUGCUGAAGAAGCAGAAGGCUACUGUGGUGGAGAGCAUGAAGGGUCUCUACCAGACGAUUCAUGGCAUCACGGCCGCUGUGGCACAAGCUUCCGAGGUUCUCAGUGCAACAGGCGACUCGGAGGUUGCCAAAGAACUCUUGCGCAGCGCCUGUCCACUGGAGGAAAGUGGCAAAGAAAACCAAAAUGUUUGGGUUCCAGCAAUUCUUGAACUCAGGGAGAAAUUGGAACUGCUGGUUGAUGCUGGUCGUUCCAGAUGA